CGCCAUUUUUUUCCUCAAUAGGGGAAGAAAGGGACACAGCACAAAAGGAGCCUAACGCAGAAGGGGCUUCGCAUACAUCAUCGUUCACGUUUGAUUACAUUCUUCAUCUGUGUGUUGACAGAGGAUGCUGCUCGGAUGAGUCGCUGUGUGCAGCGCUGGUGGUAGCAGACGCAGCUCACCGACACACACACACACACACACACACACACACACACACACACACACACACACACACACACACAGUUGAGGGCCGGUGGAAAGCCCUGGCGGAGGUGGCACAGCGACAACUAACGUCAAUCUGCACCGACAUUUGGACGAGGCUUCAGAGGAAUAAUGUAUCAGUAUCCAGUUGGAAAUAUUGAGAAGAUCCGAAAGGCACGCAAGGCGGUGAAAAACAUCCUUGGUGAGAUCGGCCUGGAAGACUGCCAGAACCUGUUGAAGGAUCUCAAUGAAAAGUCUGAGAAAAACGCUGCUGAAGACGAGGUCUUUCAGGAAACUGCUUGGGUUGAUAUCACAGAUGGAUACAAUGUCAGACUACAGAAAAAGUGGCCUUAUCGAUCUCGAGCUCUGUGCUGUACCAUGUGCAAGUACUCUUCACAAAACAUCUACAACUUCAGGAGCCAUGUCUCUCGUUGCCAUGGAUACGUGCAGUCAUUCUGUGCGCUGGCACCCUGCUCUAAGUGCGUCUUCAUCGGACACCCCAAGUUUGUCAAGAAGCACAUGCUGUUCUUCCAUGCCACCUACAUACAACCGCAAAGGGAAGUGCCUCUACCCGCCCAUCGCGGGAAUGAGCGGUACCAGUGUCGGAGAUGUGGAUUUCCGGCCUCCUCUAUCUUCACGAUGAAGAAGCACAUCAUCCUCAAGCACCUGGACAGUUUGGCAGAACGGUACAUCGGUUACAGAUUUCUCCCUCAAGGGACUACAUCUGUGAAGGUCUACUGCUGCAAGGUGUGCAAGGUGAACACUGGAAACCUAGACCAAAUGUUGCAUCACAUGCUGGUUGAGCCGUCGCACUAUUCAGUCAGCACACAAGUGCAGAGUCUGAUUUAUGAGAACAAGAACUUCACCAUUAAGGCAACACCUAAUGGGAAUGGCGUAUAUGUGACAUUCCCAAGCAUUGCUCCUAAACCGCAGCAACCUCAAAUGUUCAACAGUAAGUCCUUGGUUUUACCAAGUAAUGGCCAACCUGCUGGGACUGUGGUGGCCUUACAGCAUUUAGGAAGAACAAACAGUACUACUCUGUUCUGUACCCCCGGAACCAACCAGGCUUUUUUGCCCCCUCAAGCGUCAGCGCUAGUGCAGCUAGCUAGCGCUGAAGCUAAAGGUUUGCUCCAGCCUGGUGCCACGAUAGCCCUACGAGGUGCUUUGCCUCAAGGCCCGGGAUCUAUGGUCCAACUUCCCACAGUGUCAAACGUGUCUCUGAAACAGGCACCUAUGGCUCUAGCUCCUGCUCUGCCACAACAUACUCCAAAACCGCAGCAGAUCCUUCUCCCAUCAGGACUGCGGGCCAACAUGGCAGCUGGAGCUAUAGCGAAGCCUGCUGUGGAGACACAAAAUGCACCAACGAACCAAGUCACCCUACAAGGUACCAUGCUGACCUCGCAGUCCCUGCUGAGUCACUUGAUCCCAACUGGCAACAAGAUGAAUGGCAUGCCCACAUACACAUUUGCUCCACUGCAAGUAGCAAUGCCUGCCUCUCAGAGCACAAGUACCCCUCUCAAGACUGUUGAACAAACAAGGAACAUCACACCACAGACUAAGAAAUGGAUUACUUGUCCCCUCUGUAAUGAACUUUUCCCUUCUAAUGUCUUCGACGUGCAUACAGAGGUCGCCCACCAGCAAAAAUCCAACACGUCCAACUCGGAAAAUCUGGCGGCACGAGCAGCAUUCUUGAAAAAGAUGCCAGACAAAACGGUCAAAUGUCUCACGUGCAAAAUUCUUCUAUCAGAAAAAAGCGUCUUCCAACACCUUCUGCAUGGCCUGAAUUGUUUGUACUGCUCAGCUUUGUUCUUUUCAAUCAAACAGCUUGUUGAGCACGUAAAACAGCACAAUCCCACAAGCAAGACAUACUGUGACUUUCUGAGGCAGAAGUACAGGGUCUACUCUAAAGGUAUAGGAGGGAUCCUGUUCCCUUACUUUGACGUCCACACCACCGCACCAAAAGAGGUCUUAGGAGACACUGAGGUCAAUCUGGCUCUGGUCACAAGUUCACUCGACCUGAUCUUCUUUAAGUUGCAGCCCAGCAGCCAGCCGGACAUCUGCACGGCGACGGCGAAAAUCAACAGCGCGUACUGCCCCUUCUGUGACGAAAAGUUUCAGAAUGAAACCAAACACCUCCAGCACCUGAAGCAAAAACACUUAGUAGCACCCACCAUUCAUGCUAUUCUCAAGACGGAGGCUUUCAAGUGCAUAUACUGCAACGGUGUGUACACGGGCAAGGUCACCCAGCAGGCGGUGAUGCUCCACAUUCAGCGAUGCCGGUGUUCACCAAAACAACCGCCACCCAAAACUCCAGCAGUACCGCCACCACCACAACCACAACCACCACCACCACAGCAGCCAAAACCCGCUCAGCAGCUCAGUCAGCAACUCUACUUUUUCCAAAUGCCGCAAGGACUGGCUAUGAAACCAACGUUAGCUCCGGCUCGGUUGAUUCAAGCUGCUCCCACGGCGGCGCGUCCAGAGACAGACGCAGAGCAGCUGUCGAAGAAGAGGCUGGAGGCUGCGUGGAGGGAGGUCCUAGAGACCAACAAACGAGAGCGGGAACAGAAGGCGGCCAUGCGCAAGAAGCGAGAGCAGGAUAAGCUGUUGCCGCCGCCGCCGCCGCCACCGCCACCGCCGGAGCCCUUGAUUCAGAUCGACCCCACAGUGAAGCUGGUGCUGGAGCCCAGCGCGGUCGAGCGUCGCAGCAGCGAGGAGCGAAGGGACUUCAUAACCAAAUACUUCAACCUGAACCCCUACGCGACCAAGACCGAGAACGACGAGCUGUGUAAGAGGCUGUCCCUCACGAAGGCAGAGUUGGCGGCCCACUUCAGCAAGAAGCGCAGCAAGUGCAUGAAAAGCCUCAAGAGGAACACGACUGCCAUAUUCCUCGGCUUUAACAUGACAGAACUGAGCAAAGUCAAGCACAACCUCAUAAUGCCCGAACAGCAGCCCGCCGAUACCACAGAGCAGAUGGAAAACAGUGAGGAUGGACCAGAGCCGAUGGAUGAAAGUGGAAAUGAGAAAGUUAGUGAUGGGGAACCGGUGCAGCAGAUGGAAUAAGGUCGAGAAAUGUGUGAAAAUGUCCCUAAUUAAAUAACAGAAAACAACCCAGAUACUUAAAUGACAGCCUUUUGUGUUGGCGGUCACUAGAGAAGUUCAUCAUGCCGUGCUUACAAUGCAUCAACUAACAUACAAGUCACCUGUAAGUGAGGGCAUUCUCUUAUUGUAGCCCACAUUAAUAGUGUUUGACUUCAGUAUGUAGUCCGUGGUCCGCAUCCUAAUUUCCACAUGAAUGCAGAGAAUAUAAUAAUGAAGAUACAGAUGUAUCGUCUGUGAGAUAUAAAGGUGUCCGACUGUCGAGCUGGAACGAUAUUUAGCUGGUUACAAUCUGAUAUUCAACAAUGGCUACUGACUUCAACUCAAGCACUGAUUUGCUCCUGUUAGCUGCUUUUUUUGCACCCUUUAUUUAAGUCCAUUUGUAACUGUAAUUCCUACAUCACUGCUUGUCUGCUAAUAUCAGGAUUUAAGUGCACACUUCAACAUAGACUUGUUUUAUAAUUAUAGUAUUAUUUUCUUUAAUUAUAUGAAUAGUUUUGUCUUACAUAUUUGGACCUAUAUGUGUGUCAUGUUCUUUUUUUUUUUUAUCGUUCAGAUUGUUCUCAUCACUCCCUCACUUCACAUUUAAACAGAUUAAGGGGAAAAUGUUUCUCGCUCACCAACUCAACUGCAGAAGGUGAAUGUUCAUCUUGCAGUUAUGAAGCCAAAUUGUUAAGAAUGUAAAAAUAUUUGCGUUGUCAGGUUGCUGCAUUCUCAGUCAAGGAACUCUUGGUUAUUAUAUAUUUCUGACCAUGUUGCUUGCAUGAGCAUUUGUUUUUGUUGUCGGAUGAAAUUAUGAUUUGUGCCAUUGUGACAUUUGCAUAGACCUGAGGAAAUUGAACGAGAGAUUCAACAAAAUAUAAAACAAGUUAUUGGGUGGACACCAUAUGUCUUUUGUUCUUCUGACGGCAGUUUUUUUUGUACCACACUCGUAUUUUCUAGAAGUCCUAGAGGAUCAAAAAUGUUGGGAGAGGUGCAAAUUAUCAUUCUGUCCAAGGCCACUGUGUUAUAACAAAUAAAGUGGUUUCCUUUUCCGUAAAUGAUUCAUUAAUUGUUAUUUUUUGUUUAAUAAUAAAAACCUGUAAUAUUAAAUC
Messenger RNA from Anoplopoma fimbria (sablefish), 4394 nucleotides. RefSeq names its product ADNP homeobox 2b (gene adnp2b). Bases 334 to 3264 code for a protein of 976 amino acids. Gene Ontology annotation, biological process: regulation of gene expression. The transcript is spliced from 4 exons. NCBI's taxonomy places the organism in Eukaryota, Metazoa, Chordata, Actinopteri, Perciformes, Anoplopomatidae. Gene Ontology annotation, cellular component: nucleus. Gene Ontology annotation, molecular function: DNA binding. The record is from RefSeq and is a predicted model, not a curated record.